AUGGCCGAAGGGAUCGACACUUUGCGAUCCCUGUACUCGCGUUCGGGGAGGUCGUUUUCCGACGGCCCUUCUUCAAACACAGCGGGUGAGUCUCGUCAUGCUGCUCGACGAGACCAAGGACAUCAACAAUCAGCUGGGCACGAGGCUCCCAGCUGUCCCACGCCGGCGGAUAGCCACGCCAGCGGACGAGGUAACUCGUCCGGACGACAUUCACAUCGCGGUGGUUCAAAAUUCGCUCCACUAGGAAGCGUUGACGACCGCUUGAGUCCACCAAAGGAUGUGAUGGCGGUGGGAACACCUGAUCCGGCUCGAGGGUCGGAUCAUCUUGAUGUUCAAGAGCUGAACCGUGUAACGGAACAGCUGCAAGAUGACCUGGCUCAUGAACAAUCUCGGUGUUAUGGGCUUGAGGAUCUCGUGAGGAAUAAUUGUAAUUUCCUAACGCACGAUCGUUCGGAAGAUCGUGCCGCUUUUCGUUCGCGCAACUUGAGAACGAACGUUCGACUCGUUCUCUUCGUGAUGAUCUGGCUGCAGCUCAUCGAGACAUCGCUGUUCUGCGUGAACAGGUCGCUUCGCUAG
Peronospora matthiolae is the source of this 576-nucleotide messenger RNA. NCBI's taxonomy places the organism in Eukaryota, Oomycota, Peronosporomycetes, Peronosporales, Peronosporaceae. The record is from the annotation of a GenBank genome assembly.